AAUCUUUUGACGCCAAUCUGUCGCUGCAAACGCAGCUGCUGCUUGGGCCGUGAACGAUGGGAAAUGUCAUCUAUCCGAUGUGGGCGGAAUGCCCUAUGCUCACUCGCAUGGUGAUUGUUGGUUAUCCCGCCAUGUCAAUGGUAUUCUUAAUGUUGGCAUCUGUCUCAGAUGAAACCGCUUGGUUUGUGGACAGCCUCUUCAACUGCAACUUGGAUAAUCUCAUGAGUGGGAAGACGGAGCCUGAGUUCUUUGAUCUCAGGCUUUGGACUCUCUUCUGGGGGCCUUUCUACAUGCCGAUCCAAAGCGGCAUGGCCUUUCUCAUGAUCCUCCUUGAGCUGUACAUGGCCAUGCGCUACUUCCCUUCCUACGAGAAGGAAUAUGGUUCGACGGGCUUUUUGUGUUGGACCUUUUUCGUGAACAUGCUGAAUAGUUUGGUGUUCUUAGCCUUCACGCUGUGCACAGUGCUGUACUACCACCAAAGUGGCAACGCCUUUGGGGAGUUUGUUGCCAAGAGAAGUGCGGUGCAUGGGUUGUGGCCCCUGGUCAUGGUUUGUCUAACCCUGACUGCCUUGAGCGAUCCCGAUGGCAGCACCAACUUCUGGGGGAUGGUGACGAUCCCGAACAGGUGGUAUCCCUUGGCCUUGACGGGAUUCUUCAUGCUGCUCAACGGCUUUAGGAUCAUGUGGAGCUUGAUCGCUGCGCUGGUGACGGGCUAUGCCUUCAGCCGAUUUCGUUUUGAACGCUUUUUGCCCUCGAAGCCUCGCUUAGAUCGCCUGGAACAACGCUGUUGUCGAGGCGGGCGCUGCAACCUCUUGGGAGCCUCAUGGGUACCAGCCAACUCAACCUCCUCCUUCGAUGUGGAUGUGCAAGUGGACCGCCGCUACCAAAAUUUCAGUGACUUUGGCAACGAGCGCACGAAUCAGACUGCUCCAAGUGGAGGUGGCCAGUUCGUAGCCUUCGGUGGAUCCGGCAACCGCUUGGGCGAAAGCACGGAGAUGGCGCAGGCCCCGAGUUCCGCCGCCGAGUCGAACGCCUGAGAGGUGGGCCACAUCCUACGCCGUGCUCGCCUCGUUUCACCGAGUCGAACGCGGCAGGAUCACCGGUGACCCGGACUUCGCCGUCCGGGGUGAAAAUCGUC
Durusdinium trenchii is the source of this 1138-nucleotide messenger RNA. The record is from the annotation of a GenBank genome assembly. Lineage: Eukaryota; Dinophyceae; Suessiales; Symbiodiniaceae.